Messenger RNA from Topomyia yanbarensis, 1942 nucleotides. RefSeq names its product solute carrier family 35 member F6 (gene Tango9). Gene Ontology annotation, molecular function: pyrimidine nucleotide-sugar transmembrane transporter activity. The transcript has 5 exons. The record is from RefSeq and is a predicted model, not a curated record. Gene Ontology annotation, cellular component: intracellular membrane-bounded organelle; Golgi membrane. The coding region runs from base 377 to 1522 and encodes 381 amino acids. Gene Ontology annotation, biological process: pyrimidine nucleotide-sugar transmembrane transport. Lineage: Eukaryota; Metazoa; Arthropoda; Insecta; Diptera; Culicidae.
AAUGUCAAUCCGGUCGAGUAGGGGCUCAGAAAGUGCCGCUAUGUAACCGUGUGCUGUUUUAUUUUCGAUUGGAAUGACAUUUUCAACGCUCUUUGUUUCCUCUUGCUGAUUUGAAAAUCUCGUUCUUGUCGAGCUAGGGCUCGAAAAGUACCGCUACGUAACACUGCUUGAUUUACUCAAUACACAGCAACAAAGUUACGUUGUUUCUGAACAAUACGAACAUGACUUUCUAGCUGAUAGCUGAUACGUCGGAUAUUCAUCAAACAACAGUACCUAUUGUGAUAAACAGUGAUCUCAAACAUAUUUCUGACGCCUAUAGUUUCGUGAAUUGCAUUGCAUUGGAUUGGCUGAUCUCACAAAAAAUCAACAAAGUAAAAUGGCCUGGACGAAAUAUCAAGUGAUACUGGCAUUAACCUUGGUAAUCACAGGGUCAAUAAAUACUCUCAGUACGAAAUGGGCAGAUUUUAUCAAAUCCGAAAGUUCAGAUGGGCAAGUUCGACCAUUCGAACAUCCAUUUGUUCAAGCUUGGGCAAUGUUCCUGGGAGAAUUCCUUUGUCUGUUAACUUUCAAAGCAUUUUACUAUUAUCUACGAAGAAAAAAUGACGGUUCAGAAGACCGCGAUGAGCUUGUGAAGGGAAACAGAGAAUUCAGUCCGUUUAUACUGUUUAUACCAGCUAUGUGCGAUAUGAUUGCAACAUCUAUUAUGUACGUCGGACUAAAUCUUACGUAUGCGUCGAGUUUCCAAAUGCUGCGCGGAUCUGUAAUCAUUUUUGUCGGUGUGCUGAGUGUCGCAUUCUUGAACCGUACACUUGUAAGUAGAGAGUGGACCGGCAUCCUAUUCAUAAUCCUGGGUCUAGCUGUCGUAGGUGUAUCUGAUUUUGUUUCAAAUGAUGGCGAUAACAGUACCUACAGCAGAAACAAUGUUAUAACUGGAGAUUUGCUGAUCAUCUUGGCGCAAAUUAUCACCGCCGUGCAGAUGGUUUAUGAAGAACGCUAUGUCGCUGGAUUAGAUAUCCCUGCAUUGCAAGCUGUUGGAUGGGAAGGUUUCUUUGGAUUCAGUAUCCUUGGCAUUAUGCUGAUUCCUAUGUACUUCAUAAAAAUGAUUCCUCCGUUCAAUAACAAUGCUCGUGGGGUUCUGGAAGAUUUGCCAGAUGCACUAGUGCAAAUGAAAAAUAACUAUCAAUUGAUCUUGGCAAUCAUCGGAACCAUAGUGUCGAUAGCGUUUUUCAACUUUGCAGGCAUCAGCGUAACUAAAGAAAUCUCUGCAACUACACGUAUGGUUCUGGACUCUGUGCGAACCCUGGUGAUUUGGGUCAUUUCAUUGGCGUUGUAUUGGCAAAAAUUUCAUUAUCUACAGAUAUUUGGAUUUGCUGGAUUGUUAUUUGGUAUGUGUUUAUACAACAACAUCUUAAUACUACAGACAUAUGAUCGCCUUUACAAUGCUUAUCUGCGGCGGCGUGAAAAUAAUGACGGCCAAAAUGAAGUUAUCAUCAACCGGCGUGCGGAUGAGCCAGAUUGCUAGACUAUACAGUAACAUAAAAUGAUCAAUGUUAACAAAAGAUAUUUCCUAAGUAAGCAUAUAUAAGGUUGGCUAAUUAAAUACAUGUAUUUGAUGAACGUUUGCAAGAUGGUUUGCAUAAUAGCUCCACGCUAUCAAAAAAAAGAAAAUGUCGUGACUUUCAAAGUUGUAUUUUGAAUCUCUUGAGAUUAAAUUGGCCCAAUAUUUUGAUAAGCAAUCAAAUGAAUUAUCAGAACAAUAAAUAUUGUUACACACAAACCUGCAGUCUGUGCUAGUAAAACGAUAUACAUAUGUGUGGUCGCCUUCCGCAACGGGUAAGGUAUGGUUACAUGAUGCGAGUAUGCAACCAGUCUUGAUGUUGCGCAUGUUUGUGUAUCAUUUUCUGUUAAAAAAAAUCCAAUCAAAUAAUUUUAACAAACGCAA